Echinococcus granulosus is the source of this 303-nucleotide messenger RNA. RefSeq lists its product as hypothetical. Bases 1 to 303 code for a protein of 100 amino acids. NCBI's taxonomy places the organism in Eukaryota, Metazoa, Platyhelminthes, Cestoda, Cyclophyllidea, Taeniidae. The record is from RefSeq and is a predicted model, not a curated record. The transcript has 2 exons.
AUGUCACUGACACCAGCUCUUCUUACCGCCGCGUUACCACAAGUUCUUAAGACUUCGGAGACUACUAUGGGUCCCACACUGCUUUACCUCACCGAUCUGAAGGAACUCUUUUUAACCGUCUUCGCUGCGGCACAUAUCUAUGGCGCAUCCUGUCCUGAUAUGGAUCUCACCAUUGGAGCUCAGCUGUAUCACAUCAAUGUCAUUCUUGUCUCCAUUGGCAAGGACCCGCUCUGGAGAGGAUAUUUUGCGCAUUUUGGUGGGUGCCUUGCCUUACCUAUCGUGCGCUCCUCCCCACACGUCUAA